Messenger RNA from Centruroides sculpturatus (bark scorpion), 1176 nucleotides. RefSeq lists its product as uncharacterized. The record is from RefSeq and is a predicted model, not a curated record. NCBI's taxonomy places the organism in Eukaryota, Metazoa, Arthropoda, Arachnida, Scorpiones, Buthidae. Bases 1 to 1176 code for a protein of 391 amino acids. The transcript has 4 exons.
AUGGUUGAACGUGACUUCUACGUGAACGAUUUGAUGACAGGUAAAGACGAAGGCCAGGGGGCAGUUUAUUUGUUUCAACAGCUUACAGAGAUGCUAAAUAAAGGACAAUUUUAUUUUCGCAAGUUGAUCUCGAAUGACAGGACAGUAACAUCAGCCUUACAACAAUCUGAGAGUACUGACUAUCAUCACAUUAAGGUAUCUGAAUUAACGAAGGCUUUAGGUUUUAAUUGGAGCACUAAGGAAGAUAUAGUUUACUUCGUGUUGUGCAAAUUCUCUAGUCAACCACCUACAAAGCGUACUGUAAUUUCAGACAUCGCACGACUAUUUGAUCCAUUGGGUUGGUUAGCACCAGUCACAAUCAAGGCCAAAAUGAUGCUCCAACGCCUUUGGACAAUUGGAACAACAUGGGAUGAAUUGUUACCUACAGUCAUUGCAGAACAAUGGAAAGGCUUUAGGGCUGAACUUCAAACAUUAACAGAAAUAAAAAUACCAUGUCAUGCUAUUGACAGAAAAUACCCACUUCAACUGCAUGGGUUUGCUAACGCAUCUGAACGAGCUUAUGCUGCUGUCGUGUACAGUAGGCAACAAAUUCAGGGAGAAGUUAUAAUCAAGAUACUCUGUGCAAAGAUUAAAGUGGCUCCAUUGAAGGUUGUGACUCUUCCUAGAUUAGAACUCUGUGCAACACAACUCUUAGCUAAGCUAAUGCAUCGAGUGAAUCAACAAUUGCAAAUAAAUAAAGAAAACAUUUUCGCUUGGUCAGAUUCAACUAUAGCUUUGUCUUCGAUUCAAAGUUAUUGUGUUGCACCUAAUUGUAAAAGUAAGUCUACCGACUUUCGAUUGUUCAGAUUUCCUGCAGAUAAGCAGAGGAGAGCGAAAUGGGUGCAGAACUGCAGACGGGAUAAGUGGCAGCCAACUGAACAUUCUAAACUGUGUGAGCUUCAUUUCGAAGAAUCGCAGUUUGAACUGAAAAGAGCUGACGGAAGGAAGCUGCUAAAAUGGAAUGCGAUUCCCACAAUUUUUAAUGUGCCCAAUCCUCCUAAAUCUAUUACGAUAAGGAGGCCUAUUAGGGAAAGAAAACUUCCUGAAGAAAGAAAAACCAAUGCUCUAGUGGAGUCUUCCGUGAACCUUGCCGUGACAGAAAAAACAACUGAAGAAAGUGAUGNAAAAAAGAAAUAA